CGGGUCUCCGCCACUCCACCCUCAGCUGCUCUCAACCUUUUGGUCGCAUUUGGCUGCCGGAUGUGCACGUGGGAGCAUAUGCAACAAGUGAAUGAGUUGGCACGCGCGCUCGGUCCGGCUUUUUAAACUUUUUUUUUUGCCCCGCUAUUGGUCUGUCUCGAGACCGAUGCUGUCAGCUCCCGCGCGCUCCUCUAUCUGCGCCCAGCUCUGUCGCAACGAAGGAGAAACUCUCGUGAGCUCCAACUUUUGAGAGUUUCUGAGAAUGAGCUUCGCAUAACGUCGACUUUUCGCUUGUUAUCUACCCCCUCCUCUUGUGUUUGCCCCGCUCUACUGCAUAGAAGUAUGGUAGAUAAAGGCCCCUUGCUGACUUCUGCCAUCAUCUUCUACCUCUCCAUUGGGGCAGCGAUAUUUCAGGUCCUGGAGGAGCCCAACUGGAAAGACGCUGUGAAGCAGUACAGAAAGCAGAAGGAGAAAAUACUCGAGGACUACCCUUGCCUGUCCAAAGAUGACCUGGAUAAAAUAUUAGAGGUAGUGUCUGAUGCUGCAGGCCAAGGGGUCACCAUAACUGGCAGUAAGACGUUUAACAACUGGAACUGGCCAAAUGCUGUCAUCUUUGCUGCUACAGUCAUCACCACCAUCGGAUAUGGAAACAUCGCCCCUAAAACCUCAGAAGGUCGGGUAUUUUGCAUCUUCUAUGGGCUUUUUGGGGUGCCCCUUUGUCUUACCUGGAUCAGUGAGCUGGGCAAGUUUUUUGGUGGCAGAGCAAAGCACCUGGGACAGUUUCUAACCAAAAAGGGGUUUUCAUUGAGAAAAGCCCAGUUUACCUGCACAGCCAUCUUUCUUCUCUGGGGUGUGCUGGUCCAUUUAGUCCUUCCGCCUUUUGUCUUCAUGUCCCAGGAGGGCUGGACGUACAUCGAAGGGUUGUAUUUCUCUUUCGUCACCUUGACCACGAUUGGUUUUGGGGACUUGGUUGCAGGUGUGGAGCCAAAUAAAGAGUAUCCAACUCUGUACCGUUACUUUGUGGAAGUCUGGAUUUAUCUGGGGUUGGCCUGGCUGUCCUUGUUCUUCAACUGGAAAGUGCGGAUGGUGAUUGAAGCCCACAAGGCUUUGAAGAAACGUCGCAAGCUGCGCAAGCUAUCUCUUGAAGAGAUGCGCCAUUACAAAGAAUCUCACAAAGCUUCUCUUCGUUUGCCGCCCACUCCCAACGAUGUGAACAUUUUCAGCUUCUUGUCCAAGAAGAAGGAGGGGUACAACGACUUAAUAAAGCAGAUUGGUAGUAAAAAUGAAGGUAAUCACAGGACCGGUGACUCCAGCAAGAAAGCCAAAGACAUGAGUCGCUCCAAGAGUUGCAAUGAUGCUCCAGAAUUCAACGGUCACACCAUUCUCAGCCUGGACCGUUCACCACGCCAAAAGAGACGCUACAGUUUCAGCGACCGUGUUACUGUCGCCUUUUCAAAGUCCAAAAACUACCUGCUGGGCUCAGAUAAUGGUUUAUUGCUAACAGAAGACCAGGGGGAGGGUGACCCAGAACGAGACCAAAACCAAAUGUACGAGAACCAACUUGACAAAGACGUUGAUGUAGAAACCAAGGCCGCUGGAGACUGUGGGGUGGGAGGUCGGAGGACGUGGGACUCUAAAGAGUACCAUCCUCUAACCAUUCAGAAUGCAAACAUAACUUUCAUAGAUGAAGAAAACUUUCUGAGCAGUAACCUGGAGGAGCUGGAUGACGAGGACGCAGAUGAUGACUCUAAGGCAAAAAUCUCCAUCACAACAUGUGAUGAAAACAUCGAAACAAACUCCAGGGAGGAUCAGAGUUCUGAAUGCGACGGGUCUGUUUUUACAAGUGACGGUUCGGAACACAGCCACUCCUAUGAGAAGCUCGUGGAGGAAUACACGAAGGAAGACAACACAGAAUCCUGAGCUGUGAAAGCUGACCAACUUGGUCGAGAAAUCUCUUUGGCCCUGUAGUGUUGGCUGGAAGUAUUUGUAUUCCAAUGUGAAGCAUUCAAGUGCAUAUCAAACAUCUGAGAUCAACUUUGAAAUGGACAAUCAAACUCCACACUAAUAAAGAACAAUAGAGCAUGAGUUGUAACCUCAUGAGGAGUCAACGUCUGCUCAUUGAAUGACUUUCUUUUUUCAGUCGGUUUGAAGAAAAAAUCACAAGUUAUUUUGAUGUAUUCAAACCAGCAGCAGUUGUUUGUGAGUGAUUUUUAUUCCUGCUCAUAGCCUGAAGUUAUAUGUGGAAAUUGGUUUGAUUUCCUAUAGUUUCAACUAUUUCUCUUCACCAUAUUGGUGCUUUUAAAGAUAUUUAUUAACAUGAAGGACAGUGUAGCGUUUGAGUUGCCGUGUGGGUUUAUGCAUCUGCUGUUGCACAAUUUCAGUCAGAUCAGGGUGUAUGAAAUUCCACUCCAGGGCAGACUUGCUUUUACAACCUGAGCCAAGCUUUUGUCUUAAAAUUAAGGGGUGAAGGAAAAAUUUUUUUUUUUUUUUUUUUUUUUUUUUUUUUGUAUUUCAUUUAUUAAGGUAAGCUCUUGAUCUUGUCAGAAAUUGGUGUUUAUAUUAUGAGCAACCCAACUGUGAUGUCCUCCAUCUGAGCCCUUACACCAACCGAGAGAGAAAAUGAUUAGAAACGGUAAUGAAAUACAAGCCGA
Molecule: messenger RNA, 2651 nt
Organism: Poecilia latipinna (sailfin molly)
Lineage: Eukaryota; Metazoa; Chordata; Actinopteri; Cyprinodontiformes; Poeciliidae
Product: potassium channel subfamily K member 5-like
Exons: 5
Coding region: 343-1920 (525 amino acids)
Biological process (GO): stabilization of membrane potential; potassium ion transmembrane transport
Cellular component (GO): plasma membrane
Molecular function (GO): outward rectifier potassium channel activity; potassium ion leak channel activity
Source: RefSeq, a predicted model, not a curated record